This is a messenger RNA of Clarias gariepinus (North African catfish), 1818 nucleotides long. RefSeq lists its product as uncharacterized. The coding region runs from base 296 to 1435 and encodes 379 amino acids. The transcript is spliced from 4 exons. NCBI's taxonomy places the organism in Eukaryota, Metazoa, Chordata, Actinopteri, Siluriformes, Clariidae. The record is from RefSeq and is a predicted model, not a curated record.
UGCACAGUGAAGGGUGCAGCCAUUAUUUUUUGGUGUUUCACUGUUAACUACACGUUGUAGACUAAGCAGACAAAUAUAUGUAUAUAUGAAUAUACAUAUGAUGCGGCGCUUUUUAUUUUUUUGCCAAGCACUUCUUUGACUCUUUCUAAGAUGAGACUGCAGAGGCACUUUUUGGGGAACUGCGCUCGGGAAGCGUGAGGAGAGCGUGCGUCUCUGUUAGUGCGUAGUUUUGAACCGCACCAUAAGACGGAACCUAAACAUUAUUAACCCGCUCUAUUUGAGUCCCAGUGCAGUGAUGGACGUAUCGCUGAAAGCCGAGCCAUCUGAAAGUGUUAUGCCUCUAUCCUGCGAGGAAAGUCCAGCUGCAACUGAGUCGAGUGCGAGCGUUUCCUCCGCAAUUGCGGCUCAUCAGGUCGAGCAGCUUAAGGAGCCGACUCCUGUGUUACUUUACCCCAUCAGCAUAAACAGUGCUGUAUCUGUAUUUAGAGACCAGAAGGUGCCCCAUGUUGUUAGCAGGGAGGAAGCAAGAAAAGGUACUGCGGUACGGGGCUACCCUGAAGCGGUGUCUACUUCAUCUGAGUUCACCCACCGUGCUAUCGUGCACCUCAUUGAAGCAAUGCAUCGUUGCUGGGACAUAUAUGGCUCCCACGAACGCUCUCGUCUCUUCCAGAAUGUCCAGAGUGAGCUGGAGAACCUUGGCCACUUGCUGCCGGUAGAAAAGAUCAGAAGAAAAUGGAACAACCUUAUUGUCACGUACAAGAGAGUAAAAGAGCGCAGCAGGUUGGGCAGGGGCCAGGCCAAGACCUCAUGGGAAUAUUAUGAGAUGAUGGACAAAGUGUUGGGAAAAACUAAGAUCAAUCAGAGUGACCCUGCUUCAGCCACUCUUGUUGGAUUUGCAUCUACAGCUAAAACAACUGUAAGACCCGAAGAGCACCAGCCUCACAGUGUGUCUGUUGCUGCAGUAGCAACCCCUUGUUUACUCCCUAGUGCUCUUUUUACCACACCUUCUUCAAUUCCUACGCUGGUGACAUCCCCACUGUUGUGUAACUCAACCCCAAACCCAAGCCCUGCAUGCAGUACUGACAGUUCCAUACCCACUGAUUCCCCCAAAUCUGCUUCCAAGAUCACAAGACAGCCACUGAAACGGAGGUUUCGUCAUCUUCCGCUUGGCUCAGUGGCAUCUCGCUUUGCACAUCAGCAGGGACAUGCAGGUGAGCGUACUGCCCUGCUACGGAAUUUCCUCACCAGUCACGAAGAACGUGCUCGUCUGGAUGAGCAGCGCCAACGCAAAAAGGAUGCUCGUGAGCGGCGCCAGGAAAGAACAAUGAGUAGCAUGGCUGAAGCAAUGGGAAGGAUGGCAACAGCUCUGGAGUUAAUCUCAUCCAAGCAGGACACCAUCAUUGCCCUGCUCCAGAGACUGUCUGAUAAGCAUUAAGGAGCCAAUCAAAGGAAGAUUUUUUUUAAAGAUGAUUUGAGUCAGAUGGACCUAUGUAUGUGUACACGAUGUUGUUUUUGCAUUAAUUGUUGGAUAUUGAUUACAAGUAAAUUAAAAAGUGUCACAGUUUUCUUUUUCUUUUUAGCAUUUUCAUUACUUUUUAAGAAUACUACAUGGACGGUACUGCUACAUAUGCAGUAUCACCACCUUGUUCUGACUUUCUAUUCAAUAUAUACAGCAUAUGUGAUUACAAUAAUUUUAGAAUAAAGUCUGCAUUUACUGUUUUUGGUGAAACUUACCUUGUUUAAGUUGUGCUAAUGAGUAAGUUGAGCUGUACCUUUUAAAUGUGAGCAAAUAAAAAUGCAGUUAUUGGUUUUCUUAAA